This is a messenger RNA of Cloeon dipterum, 1256 nucleotides long. Its product is annotated as peptidyl-prolyl cis-trans isomerase B-like. Gene Ontology annotation, molecular function: peptidyl-prolyl cis-trans isomerase activity. The transcript has 5 exons. The record is from RefSeq and is a predicted model, not a curated record. NCBI's taxonomy places the organism in Eukaryota, Metazoa, Arthropoda, Insecta, Ephemeroptera, Baetidae. Bases 113 to 766 code for a protein of 217 amino acids. Gene Ontology annotation, biological process: protein folding; protein peptidyl-prolyl isomerization.
UUCUCUCUCUCUCUCUCUCUCUCUCUCUCUCUCUCUUUCCCAGCCAGGAAAUCUCCACGCGAAGAGGAGAAGAAGCGGCUAACGAAAACAUCGAAAAGCUCCAACACGACAGAUGCGGCUCCAGAUGCGGACACCCACAAGAAAAAUGAAGCUCGCCCUUGUCGUCCUCGCGUUCUCUGGAGCUUUCUGCACCAUUUCUGCCGACCAGCUGAAGGUGACUCGACAGGUAUACUUUGACAUCAAGAUCGGCGAGCGCGAUGUCGGCAGAAUCGUCAUCGGGCUCUUCGGCGAUGACGUACCUAAAACCGUUGAGAACUUUGCCACGCUGGCCACCACGGGUCUCAACGGCAAGACCUACAAGGGCUCCAAGUUCCACAGGGUCAUCCGCAGGUUCAUGAUUCAGGGCGGCGAUAUCGUAAAUGGUGACGGAGCCGGCAGUGUAACCAUAUAUGGCGGAAAGUAUUUCGCGGACGAAAAUUUCAACAUCAAGCAUCUCGGCCCGGGAUUUGUCAGCAUGGCCAAUGCUGGAAAGGACACAAAUGGCUGCCAAUUUUUCAUCACAACUGUAGAGACUCCGUGGCUUGAUGGGAUUCACGUCGUGUUUGGAAAAGUUAUCAAAGGACAGAGCAUCGUGCACGAGAUCGAGAUGCAGAAAACCGACACCGAGGACCACCCUGAGGAGGACGUAGUGAUCGUUGACAGCGGAGAGCUGCCACUGAACCUGCCCUUCAUCAUUGCUGACCAACCUUACGACGAGAACUUGUAGAGCAAAAAAUGCUGAUGCAACUGUGAUAGAAGUAUUGCCAGUAUUCGCAUUAUCCAACUAGGGCGUAUUUCCACUUCACUGAUAUGCAAUCCGGUGCGUUCCUAGAGCUUCCAUUUAUCCCCAUCAGCGUUUCAUUCUAGACUGUGAUCACGACUGUGUUGUAAGCCAGCUAUUGUGUGAAUGCAUCAAUAAAUUUCCACGUUCCUUUUAAAAUUUGCAGCUUGUGGGACUGGGCGAAAGCUGCAGCAAUUCCUCUGACUAUGUCUUCUCUAAUUUUACUAUUUUUCCACUGGGUGAUAAGGCAACUUGACAAACACCUCGAGAAAACGAAAAUCGAUUGACUUAUGACGCAAAUAGCAAAAUUUAAAAUUUAUUUAUCACCAGCAAGCUGAACAAUCUGCGCAUGAGAAAUCUUAAUUGUAAGAGCAGAACUAUACAAAAAGCUGCAAAUGCGUGUGCCGAUUUUAUCAAUAAAUAAUUACAAAAAGCA